Messenger RNA from Rotaria sp. Silwood2, 1461 nucleotides. The record is from the annotation of a GenBank genome assembly. NCBI's taxonomy places the organism in Eukaryota, Metazoa, Rotifera, Eurotatoria, Philodinida, Philodinidae.
AUGCGAAUUAUUUCUGGAUUUUUUAUUCAUACACCAAAUAUGACCUUACAUCAACUACCAGAAGCAUUUCGAAUUGUUUUACCAGGAAGUUGGGAUUGGUUUUUCCUAAGAUCUCAACAACUACUAUUAUUUUUUCAAGAUGCUACACAUCUUGCAACCAAAUGGAGAAAUAGAAUCUUGUCUAGCAAAGCCGAGCUUACAAUUGGAAAUUUUCAAAUAAAAAUGCAGCAUCUUCUAGAUUUAUUAACAUCUCCUGACAAAAAAAUUGAGCAUAAUUUAGUGCAAACCGAUGUGAAUCCAAAAGAUAAGCAAAAUUUUCCAUCUUGCAAAAAAAUAAGUUCUCAAAAUGUUUUAGAUUUAUUACUGAAAAAAAAAGAAACAGAAGCUACUUACGUCUAUCUUAACUUAUUGCAAUAUAUCAUUAGCGCAUAUGUUGAAACAAGUACUCCAAUUGAAGAUCGUCUUUACUACUCAUGGACAGUCGUAUUUGUUUGCAGAAUGUGGAAGAUUUGGUUGAACCACAAUUCACCCAUAAAUACCUCAACAUUAAAUGAUAAAUCUUCAAAACGAAAUAAGAAUAAAAAUAAAUAUUUCAUCACCACACCGAUAUAUCGAUCAAUUGAAAUCAACAGUCAUAAUUUACUGUAUCUCAUAAUUUUAGUGAAGCAACGUACUUUACCAAAAGAAGCUUUAAAUGUUUUCUUGUUUAGCUCACAGCCUUGCGAAUCAACAUUUAAAAAUGCAAGAGCUUUGAGUGGAAUUUAUCAUACGGCUGUAAAUUUUACUGCAGCCGAUUUUCUUCGUCGAAGUGAAAAACUAUCCAUUCUUAACGAAGAAAAAUGUAACAAUGUAUUAAACGAAAAUGAUCGAGAACUUAAAUUUCCAAUUCAUCAUAAAGGAAAUAGAGUAAACUAUGAUUCUUUAUCUAAUUUGAAUGAUAUCGAUAAAAUCAGCGUUGAAAAUAUUAUUUUAGCUGCAUUUAAUCGUGCAAAAGAACUAGUUAGUAAUUUGAAUAUAUUACCUUCAUUAAAGAAAUGCAAUGCUUGUGAACUUAAUGGUUUAAGUAAAAAUAUAUUUGAUAGUAUUAGAUUCAACAUUAAUUCGGAUACUUAUUCGGCAACGGAUGCAGAUUCUUCAUCAGAUUCUGAAUCUGAUUAUGAUGAUGAAACGAUGGAAAGUAAUGAAUUUAAUAGUGAUCUAAUCAAUGUGGAUGAAGAAGAUAAAGAUGCGGCAACGACACAAAGUGUUGAUGAAAUUAAGACUGAGAAAAUAAAUUUUACUGGUAUGCGUAUAUUUGAUUCGAUCAAUCCAGCAAUGAAAAACUCCUAUUUUCAAGUGCAAAUAAAUAACAAGAUUAAAUUUAUACACAAGCAAACGGCUUGUUGGUUAUUAACUGACAAAGCUAGCCGUUUAUCGGCUGAUAGAUUAUCAAGAGUGAUAGAAACAAACAAAAAGGAUUAA